UUUGUGCGCAGUAUGUAGCGUGCUGCGUGCUGCUGCGUGCGCGACCGAGCGAGCGCUGACAGCGCUGAUGGCAUAGAGUCGGAGUCGGAGCAAGCCGAACAAGUCGAAGUCUCUCGCGGGGCCGAAGGUGAGGGCAGGUGAGGGAGGCUCGGUGUGAGCGGCGCGCACGGUGGUCGCUCGUCUGGAAGGGUCUGAUGAUUAAUGCCACGGUCAGCUGUUGUGCGCUACUUUGUGCCUCUGUGCGCGCUCACGACUGCUCACGACGAGGCACGCCGUGGCCGUGGGCUCUCUACGAGAGAUGUGCGUGAUUUGCUGAGGAUUCUGUCCAAGGAUCGAGGCUGCUAAUUCGACUCGCGCGCGCGACCGAUUAUCGACGUGCGUGAGGGAGGUGUAUAUCGCUCGGCGCGAGCACCGUCAAGAUGGUAGAGCCUAUUUUCGACUACCAAUUCCGACUGAUACUGAUCGGCGACAGCACGGUCGGGAAGAGCUCCCUCCUCAAGUACUUCACCGACGGCAAGUUUGCGGAGCUUUCAGAUCCAACUGUUGGUGUGGAUUUUUUUGCACGCUUAAUAGAAGUUAAGGAUGGCACAAGGAUAAAGUUACAAUUAUGGGAUACAGCUGGUCAAGAGAGAUUUAGGUCAAUUACAAAAUCUUAUUAUCGAAACUCCGUAGGUGCACUCCUUGUAUAUGACGUUUGUAAUAGAGCAAGUUUCGAACAUAUUCCCCAGUGGAUGAUGGAAGCUCGCAGACAUAUCGAGCCUCAUCGCCCAGUGUUUGCUCUAGUAGGCUGUAAGUUGGAUCUAGUAACUAAUGGUGGUAGACGGGAAGUCUCCAAAGAAGAAGCCAGAGCGUUUGCCGACGAACACGGUGUACAUCAUAUUGAAACCAGUGCAAAGACUGGGGUAAAUGUCGAGGAGGCAUUUCGAACGGUUACGCAAGAAGUUUACAAUAGGAUACAAACUGGCGAAUACAAGGUAGAGGACGGUUGGGAUGGCAUCAAAACUGGAUUUGCUAGGCCUGGUGGGUUAGAUUUUAAUCUAGUCGAGGCAGAACCAGCGAAGAGCUCGUGUUGUUAGGUUAUUAUUUUGAUUUAUUUUUAGAAUAACAAAAAAGAUUUAAGAAUGCAGAUAGAAUAGUUAUUUUGAGAGAUAAAUAUAUUAAAUAUGUAAUUUAAGCAACGCAUAUAUAUAUAUAUAUAUAUAUAUAUAUAUAUA
Solenopsis invicta (red fire ant) is the source of this 1214-nucleotide messenger RNA. It is a transcript of the gene Rab39, whose product is annotated as ras-related protein Rab-39B. Gene Ontology annotation, molecular function: GTP binding; GTPase activity. Gene Ontology annotation, biological process: Rab protein signal transduction. Bases 420 to 1076 code for a protein of 218 amino acids. The record is from RefSeq and is a predicted model, not a curated record. The transcript is spliced from 3 exons. Lineage: Eukaryota; Metazoa; Arthropoda; Insecta; Hymenoptera; Formicidae. Gene Ontology annotation, cellular component: Golgi membrane.